CCUAUCCUCGCGCUGGCUGGCAGCAACAAAAGCCCAAAAGAGAAAAAGCUUUCCAAUUUUCUUCGACAAUCCGUCCUGAUCCCUUGUCAUACUUUUUAUUUUUUUUCGAUUUUCUCCUCCGUCGAGUUAGUGUUCGAUCGAAAAAGUCCUGUCGUGCUCUGUAAUAAAAGAAGAAACCAUGUCUCGUGUGCUGGAGAGUAGACCGUUCUGCAUUCUCUUGCUGGCGCUGGUGGGGAUAUCAUUGGCUGGAGCAGCAUUCGAGAGCAAUCUAAUGUCCGUGGAGGAAGCCAGAACGCUAGCAGAGGAGCCGCCUUUCUCAUCAUCACGCAUCGUUGGAGGAUCUCCGGCCAGUCUCAACCAGUUCCCGCAUCAGGUGGCUCUUCUGAGAUCGGGUUCACUCACGUGCGGGGGAUCACUGAUCAGAGCCAAGUGGGUCCUUACGGCGGCACAUUGUAUCUUCAACGGAAAUCAAGUAAUUCCACCAUCGUUGUUAUCGGUACUUGCCGGGACGGUAAACCUUAGCCAAGGUGGCGUUCGACGAAACGUUCGCAGAAUCAUUCCCCACGAACGAUAUGGGAACUUCCGCAAUGACAUUGCCGUGUUGGAGUUGGAACAAGCUUUUCAGCUGAGUAGUUCCAUUGCAACAAUUGCACUUCGUAGGUCUACCGUUCCGAGUGGUAGCACGGUAACCAUAUCCGGUUGGGGCCGACUGUCCAAUGGUGGUGCAUUGCCAACGGUGCUCCAGUAUAAUCGAGCAACAGCUCUUGCCACACUUGCAUGUGCGCUGGAAACGGGAAUCAGCACUGGAUUGAUUUGCCUAAAGUCACCCGUUAAUAAUGGAGCUUGCAAUGGUGAUUCCGGUGGUCCUGCGGUCUACAACAAUGAGGUAGUUGGAGUUGCUAACUUUGUCGUCAAUGGAUGUGGAUCGUCUCGCUCGGAUGGCUAUGCACAGGUGUCGGACUUUGUUCAAUGGAUUGAAUCGAAAAUUAAUUGAGCGCUUAAACCAAAAGGUGACAGUUGAUUUCGGUUUUUUUUGUUGUGUUGGAAUGUAUACGCUAUUUUCACAUGAAUAAUUGACUACGAAGUAUACCUUUUAGAUUUUAAGGAGAUUCAAUUUUUAAAAUUCAAUUUUUGUAUGCAUUGAAAAUUAUGGAAGUAAGUCAUUUGGCCAAAUACAAUUGGGUUGAUUUCCACAAAGGGUAAGUGUGAAAUUUUUUGGCCUAAGUAGUCUUCAUACUGGCUCUAUCUUAAAUGUCACAUUGAUUAAUUCUUUACUACAUUUAUUUCGAUACAUGGUUCGAUUACCUAUUGUACCAUAUAUAAUCGCAAAUAAAACUAUUCAAAAAUAUUUAAAAAUCAUUUUGGACUUGCUCUAGCCAAGAGCCAAAUAAUUAGAUUUGAUUGAAGUGAUUUGUAUAGGCGACUUCUCGGCUAUCUCUAUCACUGUCAGAAUUCCAUCGUAGAUCUUCCUUUCCGGAAUCCGAUCUGCAUCUUUGACAAUCUAUGCUCACUUCGUCAGCCUUAUUGUAUAGAGCCUCUUCUUCUCCUUCUUCUUCUUCUUCUUCUUCUUCUUCUUCUUCUUCUUCUUCGCCUUUGAAACUUAUUGCUUAUCGCAUAGUAGUUCAUUGCGUGCCCUCAACUUAGUGUUCUAGAUGCAUAUCCACCACAGACAAACAGACAUAACUCAUUGAAUGUUUCUCACUAUAAAACAUCGUCGAUAAAUCAUUACCGCCAUCUGUUGAGUACAAUGUGGUGGGCAGUACGCUGAACAGAUGGCGGUAGUAUGUAAACGUCAAACGCGUGGCACAAUUGACGGUACUACCAACUACGAUGCUUUUAAAUUGACCGUUAAAUGCUUGUUCGUCGAAAAAAUUCCGAGUGUUGUAUCUGUUUGUCUUUCCUCAGGCAGUUAUUAAUUGAGAGUUUUCGAUGCCUGGACCAUUUUUGCAUUAGUAUAAUUGUGUGGCAAGUGUAUGUGAGUCAUCCUCUAUCCCUCCCCAGCCAGGGGCGUUGGACUGGUAGAACUGCGAAUAAACUCACUGUUGAAGGCAUGGCUUUUCACGGACUGAGCCAGAUAAACCUUGUUCCCAAUUUCCAGUCUCGUUUUCUUGACUUGGUUUUUGUUAGCCAAAAUGCACUUCUGGACUGUGUCGUCGUUGAAGCGCCUGAUGUCAUCGUUCCUCUUGACAAUUUCCACCCUGCUUUGGAUAUAUCUAUCGCGAACGGAUCUCAAAUUCGUUUUGAUGAAACCAUGACUGCCACUCGGCUCAAUUUCCGGAAGACCGAUUUCCGUUUGCUGAGACGUUCCUUGUCCCUGAUCAACUGGAACGUGUUGAAUGACCUUGAUAUCGAUACAGCAGCCGCUCGAUAUAAUAGCCUUUUGCGCGACUGUGUUUGUGCUUCAGUACCGAAGUGCCAACCUCCAAGAAAACCGCCUUG
Messenger RNA from Ochlerotatus camptorhynchus, 2439 nucleotides. RefSeq names its product serine protease SP24D-like. NCBI's taxonomy places the organism in Eukaryota, Metazoa, Arthropoda, Insecta, Diptera, Culicidae. Gene Ontology annotation, biological process: proteolysis. Gene Ontology annotation, molecular function: serine-type endopeptidase activity. The transcript is spliced from 4 exons. The coding region runs from base 179 to 994 and encodes 271 amino acids. The record is from RefSeq and is a predicted model, not a curated record.